CUAUAAGCUCUUGAGUGAAGAUGGCGGAGGCUGCCGCGGCUCCAGGACACCGGUUUUUCUGUCAUUGCUGUAAAGGUGAAACUGAGCCCAAGUUACCGGAAUAUGUAUGUCCCAGAUGUGAAUCUGGCUUCAUUGAAGAAGUUGCAGAGAACUCCAGUCUUCUACAGAGUGGUGACUUAACUGGUGAUACAGCUGUAGCCAGCGAUGACAUGGCCUCACAGAUUGCAGAGCUGUGGCAGCUGCUCUUCAUGGAACAUUCAUCCCUCCUCUCCGACCCCACAGUAACAGACGUGCUCCGCAGCCGCUCUGGUGUGGAAGCAGCAGUUGGUGAUCCUGCCUCUGGGACAGUGGGACCUGCAGCUUCCGUGGAGACAGUUUCAGAGUGCACAGAGCCUGCACACCUCCCUCAACAAAACAACCAGCAGCAACCCUCUAGACUGGACCAGGGACAGGCUGUGGAGGGGAUUGUUCAGCAGUUCCUGGCUGGUCUGUUUUCCAAUUCUGACAGUACAGAAUCCCAAACAUCCUCAUGGUCUAGCGUUUUACACUCUAACCCUGGAGACUAUGCUUGGGGACAAGGAGGUUUAGAUGUGGUCGUUACACAGCUGCUUGGUCAGUCUGAAAAUACUGGUCCCCCUCCUGCUGAGAAAGAGAUGAUCUCAUCCCUCCCUACCGUUAGCAUCUCGCCAGAACAGGCUGCAUUCCGACUGGAAUGCCCUGUGUGUAGAGAGGAGUACUCUGUAGGGGAAUCUGUCCGACAGCUGCCCUGUCUGCACUGUUUUCACAGCAACUGCAUUGUGCCCUGGCUACAACUGCACGACACCUGUCCUGUCUGUCGGAAAAGUCUGAAUGGUGAAGACUAUAGUUUCCAGUCACAGACAACACCUCCAGAGCCAAUCCCAUCACCACCGACUGUAGAAGAGCAUAGCAACUUUGAGACUCUUUAGACACCUUUUAUUCAACUGAUCAAUUCAGGACUGACAGAGAGAAGCAAAGUCAAUGUAAGCAAUGUGCAGAGCCCCAAAAAAUGUCCUUCCGUGUGCUUUUUAUUUCAAAAUACAUUUUAACUGAGAAAGACAAACUUCUUGGAAUCAAAUUAUAUUAUAAUCAUUUUGGAAUUUUGAGAAAGCUUUUUUUUUUUGUGAUCAGCAUUUGUAUUUUUUUUAAAUGUUUGUUAAGUUGUUCCCAAUUGUGCUCUCAAUUUAGAGGUUUGCAACCCUAUCCCCAGUGACUUUCCACCUGUGGGAUAAUUCUAACUACCUAACUAUCCAACCUAAACUAAUGAACAACUACCAAAGUCAUCAGCCAACACAAGAUUAAUCAAUUUGGAUAAUUCCAGGUUGGAACAAACACAAUAUCUUAGGUGUGCCCCCAGGACUGGAGCUGAGUUAGAUGAUACGGAGACAGUCUCAGAGGGUACAGUUCAAAUGGCAUAUGUAUAUUUUAUGAUGCACGUUUACCCUAUAGCUUCUUCAAGCUUUAAAUGUUUGAAUACCUCACAAAUAAGUGAGCACACAGUUCACUUCCACUUACCUGUCAAUUCAUGAAAUCUGCUCCACACAUGCCUUCACCCUUUUGAAGGCAUCACAUAGACAAUUUUUUUUACUGUAUCUGCAUUAUUUUUGCACUGUAAAAUAAAUGAGUUCAGUCUACACAUUACAAGUUUUGUGGUGGCACCAGAGCUUUAACCACAAUAAACACUCAAACUUUUACAUUCGGUUCCCCCAUUUUGAACAUUUUGUAACAUCCUUGAUUGGCAUCAAUGUUUACAGUGAAGAAUACUUUCUUAUUGAGAAAUGUGUGUAAUGUCUGUAUUGUUAAAUUGUUAUGGUGUGUGGCUUCUCAUGGAUAUUGAGAAAAAUGCCAUUUUUUUUUAUUCAAGAGGGAUUAGUUCAGUAUCUGUGUUUUAUUUUAAUAACAUGUUUAAACCUGACACUGUUUAUUUAAAUGUUUCGGAACCGUUUUGAUGUACAUUAGGAUAAUUUUGCCUUCAUUCUCAGGGUUGUUUGACUUUCUGCUCCAUAUUUUGAUACCAAGAUACAGUACUACUUACAAGACAGCUCAAUUCAUGGAAUGCCUUUUGUAUCUUUUAGAGUGGUGUUUGGAAUUUUAUACCAUACAGCUAAAUGAGAUGUUUCCAAGAAAAACCAAUGUUGCAGCAAAUAUCUAGAAAAAGGCAUUUCACCCAUAAAAUAAACCAAUUGAUCAAGGUUGCACUCACAAAGCAAAUAAAGCACAUAAC
Myxocyprinus asiaticus (Chinese sucker) is the source of this 2242-nucleotide messenger RNA. Its product is annotated as E3 ubiquitin-protein ligase RNF115-like. Gene Ontology annotation, biological process: positive regulation of DNA-templated transcription; protein ubiquitination; ubiquitin-dependent protein catabolic process. The record is from RefSeq and is a predicted model, not a curated record. NCBI's taxonomy places the organism in Eukaryota, Metazoa, Chordata, Actinopteri, Cypriniformes, Catostomidae. The transcript is spliced from 9 exons. Bases 21 to 947 code for a protein of 308 amino acids. Gene Ontology annotation, molecular function: ubiquitin protein ligase activity. Gene Ontology annotation, cellular component: cytoplasm; nucleoplasm.